Molecule: messenger RNA, 2475 nt
Organism: Leptinotarsa decemlineata (Colorado potato beetle)
Lineage: Eukaryota; Metazoa; Arthropoda; Insecta; Coleoptera; Chrysomelidae
Source: RefSeq, a predicted model, not a curated record
AUUACAUUUCGGCUUUAGUUGUGGUUCGAAGGCGGAAAAGGAAUUUGAAUCACAAAAUGACGUUUGAUACAGGAGCACAGCCGCUUGACACUACAAAUUGUAAAGCUUGUUCAAAACAAGUAUUUCAAAUGGAACAAAUCAAAGCCGAGAAAGCGAUUUGGCACAAAAACUGCUUUAGAUGUACGGAAUGCAGUAAACAAUUAACAGUUGAAACCUACGUUAGCCAUGAAGGAAACUUAUAUUGCAAACCCCAUUUCAAAUCUCUAUUUGCCCCAAAAGCCGUAGAGGAAGAGUCACCACCAAGGCCCAGGAAACCCGAACUUAUAAUAAGAGAGAAUCAACCUCUAGAAUUACCCCCAGAUGUAGUAAGAGCAAGUGACAAGCCUGACUUAGGUCUGGAAGAAUUGCAGAGUUUGAAUGUUAAAGAGAGAUUCCAAGUGUUUGAACAGUAUCAAACAGAAACUCAAGAAACCGACAGGGGGACUGCCACAGUUAACGUCAAAAGAUCACCAUCCAUCCUGUCUAAACUUGCCAAGUUUCAACAAAAGGGCAUGGAUAUAGGCGUCUCUGAUGAUUCCUUAAACGGCAUCCCAGUCGAAGGAAGUGACACGGAAGAAGAGGCUGAAGAAGAUGUUCCAGAAGGCGAAGAUCCUACGUUGUAUAAGGCUAAGAGGGUACAAAAGGAAAAACCGUUCCAUUUCACCAACCUGUCCGAAGUAAAAAACAAAUGGGAACACGGGGAACAAAACUCCAGGGAUGAAAGAAGAGAAGAACGGAAACAAGAAAUACAGUCAAUUAGAAAUAAACUUUUCAUGGGUAAACAAGGUAAAAUGAAAGAAGCUUAUCAACAGGCGGUUAUGCAAUCAGAAUCAUGUGCCAAUUUGAUUAAAUCUGAAAAAAUCGAAUCCUACGAUACUAAAUCUCUAAAAGAGCGAUUUGAAAAAGGAGAAACCUUCAAUGAAAAAGAGACUAAAGGCGACGACGAGGAAGAUACUGAGGUUUUUCAGAGUGAAAUCAGCAAGAAAUCCCGCUCUCUUUUCCUAGAAUUAGACGCCAAUGCCUCAAAAGCUCCUCAAAUGUCUAAUGUUACUAUUCCGAAACAAAACGUGAAGACAGCCAGAGAGGCCUAUUUGGCCAAAACAGCUUCGGAAGAUACCGUAAAAUCUUCAGAAAUAAUCGAAGACAUAGUCGAGGUUAAAACUGCCGAUAUUCAACAACGAUUCAAAUUUUUUGAAACUUACAAGGAGCCUGAGAAAGAGAGAAAAACAUUCAGAAUCACUCCACCGAGAGAUCCUUCUCAAGUUAAGACUGACACACCUGAACGGGAAAUAUAUCAUGAUCCAGAGGUAGUGAGGGCAGAAGAUACCAUUGAUGACUCCAUAAUAGCGAAAAAGACACACACAACUUCCAAAAUGCUUAACAAAUUCAGGCAAAUGGAGGAGGAAAACUUGACGAAAGAACAGGAACCACUCAGUCCGAAACCAAUGAAAAGUUUUACCCCACCUCCUGAACUACCAAGAACUGAAAAUGAAAGUGCAGAUGAACAAGAUUCAGGAUCCGAAGAGGAAUCUGAGGGACAAGAUCAAAUGGAUAAUCAAAAUUUACCUGAAGAUUUAUUAGAAGCACGAAGAGCCGCCAGAGCUACACAACUCCGAGCCAAAUUUGAAAAGUGGGAGCAACAAGAAAUUAGAAGGGAAGAGAGUCAGGCUGUAAAUAUUGGGGAAGAGGGUGGAGAUGAAUCACAGAUUGAAUCAACAAGAUCGUUAAGAGCUCGUUUUGAAUCCAUGAGAGAUACAAGUUCCGAUAGUUCAAAAACCCAACGUGUGAAAGUUAAUAGAUUUGUGGAAAUACCAAGUAUCACGGUUUUGUGUGAGAGCUGCGAUGGUAAGGUCUACCCAUUGGAAAAGAUAUCAGUUCAUGGACAUGUUUAUCACAAAAAUUGCUUCAAGUGCAUGGAAUGUUCCUGUGUUUUAAGAAUGGAUUCUUACUCUUAUAACCAAGGUUUACUGUAUUGUACACCCCACUUCAAGAGGUUAUUCAUUUCUAAAGGAAAUUAUGACACUGCCUUCGGACUGGGGCAACAUAAAGAAAAGUGGAAUUGUAAUGCAACAAUGGCCUAACAAGCAAAAAUUUACUCAAAUUGUGAUACUUUUUUCCAAUAUAUUUUCCUUUUUUCCAAAUCCGAAUUUAGAAACUUAAGGAAAUCAAUAUUAAUGAAACUGAAUUAUCACAUAAUAUGACAAAAUUGCAAUAUUUCUUUGCUGUUUUCCUCAUUCUUUGAUGAAAAAAAUAUAGGACUCGAAGUACUUACUAAUUGACAAUUAUUUAAAAUUUGCUUAUUUUUAUAUUUUGUAUAAUGGCUUUUAACAUUUUAUUUAAUAUUCAUAUAUAAUAAAUUAUUGGUAUAGAAUGAUCUUAUCUAUAUUUUUGUAUUACCAUUUAUGUGAUUUUUAGAAAUACAUUUUAUAUAAGAAA